Messenger RNA from Meloidogyne enterolobii, 494 nucleotides. The record is from the annotation of a GenBank genome assembly. Lineage: Eukaryota; Metazoa; Nematoda; Chromadorea; Rhabditida; Meloidogynidae.
AAAUAAUCUUUUCAUUUUAAAUCUCUAAAAUAUUUUUAAAAAAAUACCUAUAUUUUUCCCUAAUUUCAAUUAAAAUUUAUUUCCAGUUACGCUCUCACCCAGAAAAGUUUGGCUUGGACUCUACCAAAAUCAACGGAAUUUGCCAACGGCAAAGAAUGCGUCGAAAUUCGAAUGAACGUCUAGCUUUAUUUGAUAAUCGAAAAGAUUUAAAACGUCAUUCUGUUGGUGGUUAUAGCCACGCCCAACAAUUAACAGCAUCCCCUGAAGACCGUGCAGCAACAAAAAUCCAAGCAGAAAUUCGUGGGUAUUUAACUCGAAAACAUAUAGAAAAUGAAAAGAAACAAAACCAGACUGCCGCUACAAAAAUACAGGCACAUAUUCGCGGGUAUUUAACGCGUAAACACUUGGAAGAAAAAGGUGUUUUAGUUAGCCCUCCACGUUCUCGAACUUCUACAAAUGCUCGUUCUGAAAUGAAAAAUGGAAUUGAUUUUUGA